This is a messenger RNA of Physcomitrium patens, 972 nucleotides long. RefSeq lists its product as uncharacterized. Lineage: Eukaryota; Viridiplantae; Streptophyta; Bryopsida; Funariales; Funariaceae. The record is from RefSeq and is a predicted model, not a curated record. Gene Ontology annotation, biological process: rRNA base methylation. Gene Ontology annotation, molecular function: rRNA (pseudouridine) methyltransferase activity; rRNA binding. Gene Ontology annotation, cellular component: small-subunit processome; nucleus.
CCUAAUUGCCAAACCUCGAGCUCUCGUGAUUUCUCUCGUCGCUGCAACGAUGGGUGGGAAGGAGGAGGAUCGUGAUCCAGAGAUGGCAGAAAGUUCCGACGAGGAAAUUGCAGAGGCGAGCGCUGAUCCUGCUCCCGUGAAGAGCCUUACAGCGCCUGAUGGCGGCGUCUGGUUUGUGCUCGAGAAAGCGUCUUUGGAGGUCGCCAAAGUGGGAAAGAAUUAUCAGCUGCUUAACUGUGACGACCAUGCUAAUUUUUUGCGCAAACAUAAACGAGAUCCUGCACAGUACCGCCCCGAUAUUUUACACCAGGCGUUGCUGGCAAUUCUUGAUAGUCCGAUGAACAAGGCUGGAAAGUUGAAAGGACUCUAUGUACAUACAGAGAAGAAUGUGCUCAUUCAGAUCAAUCCACACAUUCGCAUACCAAGAACUUUUAAGAGAUUUUGCGGACUGAUGGUGCAACUGCUUCAAAAACUUGUUAUCCGAGCUACUAAUGGGCCUGAUAAGUUGAUGAAAGUUGUAAAGCAACCUGUAACUCGACAUUUGCCCAUUGGUGCCCGGCGGAUAGGAAUGUCAUACAGUGCUCCUAAAGUUGUACAAUUGAAAGAUUACAUUUUGACUACCAAAGAAGAUACUCCUCUCGUCUUUGUGGUGGGGGCAAUGUCUCAUGGGAAGAUUGAAGUGGAUUAUAUAGAUGAUCUUGUCGCAGUGUCAGCUUACCCUCUCAGUGCGAUGUGGGCCAUCGCACGUAUUUGCAACGCACUAGAGACGCAGUGGAAUAUCGUAUAACAGUGCACCUGUACAAGCACACUGGUAGUUAUAGCUUUUAGGUUUUUUUUGAAAGGAAAAUGGAGUGACUGUAAUUCUCGUUUACUGUCUCAAGUGAAAUCUAGAUAUUCUCUGGAUGGUUUUAAUUAUAUUUGUUUAUGAGAUCUCGUCCUAUGUGAGGCUUGCUUUUCUCUGCUCUAGUGGUA